UUGAAAUGCGUUUUGCUGUAGAGCAGGUAAUGCUGACAAUAGUGAGCUUCCUAUGUCACUGUUAGAAUUUAUGGCUAAAGUGGGUACUUCAGCACAACAGCAAACCUUCAUAACACGUUGCAUUCACAGGCUCUGCAUUGACGUCACAAUGACACAGUGAAGCCAAACACAGGAGCUGGGAACAGUUCUUCUGCUUCACUUUUGAUAAUUGAGUGAGUUUGCCACCACACCAUUCCUUCCAGCAUGGCUAAGAGUGCAGAAGUGAAGCUGGCGAUCUUUGGUCGGGCUGGUGUGGGCAAGUCAGCUCUUGUCGUACGCUUCCUGACCAAACGGUUCAUCUGGGAGUACGAUCCAACGCUAGAGUCUACAUAUCGUCACCAAGCUACCAUUGAUGAUGAAGUGGUUUCCAUGGAGAUACUAGAUACAGCUGGUCAGGAGGAUCCUAUCCAGAAAGAAGGACACGUGCGAUGGGGUGAAGGCUUUGUGCUGGUUUACGACAUCACAGACAGAGGCAGCUUUGAGGAAAUGCUGCCGCUAAAGAACUUGUUGGAUGAAGUUAAAAAGCCCAAAAAUGUCACCCUGAUCCUGGUGGGGAACAAAGCAGACUUGGAUCACUCCAGGCAAGUCAGCACAGAGGAAGGUGAAAAGCUGGCCACGGAACUAGCAUGUGCUUUUUAUGAAUGUUCUGCUUGCACAGGAGAGGGCAACAUUAUGGAGGCCUUCUACGAGCUGUGUCGUGAGGUACGGCGACGAAAGAUGGUCCAGGGCAAGACUCGGAGACGAAGCUCCACCACCCAUGUCAAGCAGGCAAUUAAUAAGAUGCUUACCAAAAUCAGCAGCUAAAAAAAGCUGUACUAAACCAGGUAAGAUUUUAGAGCAUAUUAGCUUGGAGCAGGGAUGAGGCAGGCAGAGCACAUUUAAUUAAAAAUGGUCAAAGCUUUGCAAUGAAAAAAAAAAAAAACAUCACAGUAUUUUUGAAUAACACAGAAUCAUACUAUUUUCCUGUUUUGAAAUGUAUUUAGCCACACUGCUUCUGUCUAAUGUGGAAAAAAACCCAAAAACACCAAGGAAAAAAACACCAAAUGUACUCCAAAGGACAAGAUGAUUGCGGGAAUUGGCACCAACAGAGAAUCUUCUGCUUCUACAUGGCAAGUCCAACGUCCUGCAAAUCAGUAGUGCCUAAACAUCAUUUCCAGCCAACCACCUGCUCAGAAAGAUUCAGCCUUCGGUCCAUCAACUACCAUCACAACUCAUGUUCUCCAGGACUGAAUACAUGUAGAGGCUGCUCUGUUGCAACAGAAAUUUUACCUGACACCUUCAACCAGCUCUAAGUUGGCUCAUUGUGUGCUUUUACUCCAAACUGUACUUCCUUGUUAUUUUUGUCAAAUCUAUGAGUGCUGAUGUUCUUAGCAAGGUAUGCAAAAAAUAUAGGAAAGGUCUAUUUUAUGGAGUGUUUGGCCAGCAAGAUGUACAUUUCAACAGAGCUGAAGUUCAGCAGCUCUUCCAGAUCCUAUGAAACUGCAGAAUUCAUGAAGAAAUAAUCAGCUAGUCCAGUGGCAUUUCAGCUUUUUCCCCUCAAAGUGCAGUACUGUACUUGGGGAAAUGGGACUAAAUGUGUUAUGAAGUCAAAUUAAAAAAAAAAAUAUUACUAUUGAUUUUAGUUAUGGGUAGUUUUUAGCUUUUGUUUACACUUCUUGUUUUGGUCUUUUUUCAAUUCAAGUAGUUCCUCUUAGUCUAUCUUAUACUGAAGAAGAACAGAAUCCUUGGGAAGGCAAGUAUUUAAAGUCUAACGCCCAAAUGCAGAUCAGAUGUGAAUGGCCUCUACCAUAUCAAAAAGAUCACAAUUUCCAGCUGUUUAAACUUCCAGAUGUUGCUUGGAGCACUCUGGGGUUUAAACCAGCACAGUUUUUUUUGUGACUUCUAUCUGGCACAUCGAAGUGAAAGUGUAUGUUAUCAGAUUUUGUGCCAGGGAUAAAAGGUGUUCAUUUUUUCUUCUCCCUCAUGCAUCUGAUUUAACCCAGCUGUCAAAUUUUGCCUCUUGUCUAGUUGGUUUGUUAACUGUAUGCUAAAAGAUGUAAGAACCAAGACUGGAAGAUUUUAAUUCAGAUUGUCCUGGUUUCCCAGCAGUUGUGUUGCAUCCCUUUAGGCAGUGUGGUGUGCAGUUCAGACUGUUAUCAUGUAGAACCACAGCCAAAGGUUGGGAUGAUAAAUGGGAAUAUUAGCAGUGCUCUCCUUUGAGGAAAACCCCCCUUUUAGCAACUACUUACAACUUUAUUCUCCACUGCUUUGUACUUCCCAUGGUUAUUUGCCUCUGUGAUGAAGUAACUCCAAAAGGCUAUCACAUACAAAUUGCCACAGAUUUAGGAGAAUAUCUAGUUGGAUAACAUUUCAGAUAGUUAUAGGUAGCCAUAGAAGUGGUGGAACAGGCUGAAGAGUCAGAUCUGUAUAUCCCUGCCAACAGAGAAAAGUUCCAAGUUAGGACUUCUUUCAAAAGAAUGUACUUCAAGGUAUUUUAUCAAAGUAAUUUUUUUUAAACUCUCUCUUUUACCCAACCAGCAUCAAAGAACAUCACAUUCAGCUAUAUAUUUUAUUUGUGCUGUUAUUUGUCUCCUCUGUUUCUGUAUUCUAGACAGUGAAAACUCAUUUCACUCUUCUGGAAUCAAUUCUAUAUUUUGGUCCUCAUGUUCAAGUAUAUUUCCAUACGCCAUCUAGACACCCUGAAGUGGAAACACUACCUUGUGCUUCUGGGCAGGGGGUUCUUGCAAUGGGUGAUAUCACAGUCUCUGAGACACACCUGUUACCAAGCUAUUCAACACAUCUCUAACUUUUGUUAAAAAGAAAAAAAAAUAGAGGUUUUGCCAUUUUUAGUCCCAUUAGUAAUGUAGAAUCAAUACAAGCGUAAAAGAAAGAGCUAAUGCCUGCUCACAAACCAGAAGUCUUUAGCUGAGGGUCUGAACUUGCAAGCAAUGUUACACUAGGAGCCAGAAUAAGCAUUUGCAAGUUGAAGCACAAAGUCAUUCUGUUAUCUUUGAAAUCAGAGCUGUUGCACAAAUCUGAAGUAAACAAAGUCCUUACCUGCAAUCCCAUGGCAACAUAGCUAAGAGGAAUGUCUUGUUAUGCUAAGCAAUUGAUUCAUCCCUCUCUUAUAAAACUUCAACAAUUCUUUUAUCUGAAAACCUUUCUUGGGGUUCAGAGUUGAGCUGCAUUUAAAAUACAAAAAGCUUAUACGUGAAUGACAAGAGAAAAUAAAUGAUUCAUAUUCAUAUUAGAAGAGGAAGGAGAGGCCCUCAUACUUUCCAAAAGAAUCUCAAUAAAUUGUUUGUAUCUUCCUUUAUAAUAUCUGUGUGGAGAAAUUAUAAGAUCCUGGUGAAAGAAAAUGUUCCACUGUGCAAAUAUCGCUUGUUAUAUAAAGCACCUAUAAUAAAAAUAGUAACAUUCCUUUGCAAAGACUGAAUUUGGAAACUGCCAACCAAGAUAAACACUUGGUCGAAAAGGAGGCUGCUAUUUUGCGACCUUUCCUCCCACACAAACACAAUUUUCUUUAUUUAAUUGCUCAUUAAUUUUUUUCUUUUGGUGUCAUGGGCUGAUUGUCAAGCCAGUUCUACUAUAGUGUAUCUGUUGAUACACGUUACAUAGUAUUAAAUGCAACCUGAUUUUCUGUUGCUCACAAUGCUGCAACAUAUUAUCGGCAAUGCUAUAAAUGUGUAAUAUAUCUACAGUGCACAAAUUGAGCCCAAAAUUGCCCAAGCAUUGAAAAGGCCAAAUGCAGCAUGAACCCACAUUUGGUAGCCUUUCUGCAGCAGACAUCAAUGCUUUAAAUUCUGUUUCUACAGCUGCUGUUUAAACAUAUGUAUAUGACACUAACAUCAAGUUUCUCUCCUCUGCCCACUACCAUUUCUGUGGAGAGAGGAUGGGAAGGAUGAUAAACAAAAAGGGGGAGGAAAAGUGAAGUGAAUACUUGUUACCUACAACAAGUUGGUCAUCAUUUAUGAAGUUUUUAAAUAUUUAUCUUCAAUUGAUGAAGAGUUAGUCAUGCCCACGCUGCAAAACCUGGAUCAGGACCCAAGACUUCCCUAGAACUUUGAGAAUCUUCAAAUCUGGGGAUUUGGUGCAACUACAGAUGGAAGUGAGGAUCAGCCACUGGGUUUGCACCUGGAUCCGGACAAGGUGUCCCCAGCCUGGGGAUAGUUGGAUCUGGCAGUUUGCUACAAGUCUAGUUGAAUUUUAUAUAUAUAAUGAUCUGUAUGCAUUUUUACAUUAAAAAUAUGAAAGCUUGUGCUUGUAGAUAAUAUAUAAGAAAAAAUAAAAAAUAAAAAUAAAAAAAAUAGCAGUCUGUACUGAA
Neopelma chrysocephalum (saffron-crested tyrant-manakin) is the source of this 4342-nucleotide messenger RNA. RefSeq names its product RAS like estrogen regulated growth inhibitor (gene RERG). Gene Ontology annotation, molecular function: GTPase activity; GTP binding. The coding region runs from base 244 to 843 and encodes 199 amino acids. NCBI's taxonomy places the organism in Eukaryota, Metazoa, Chordata, Aves, Passeriformes, Pipridae. The transcript has 5 exons. The record is from RefSeq and is a predicted model, not a curated record.